Molecule: messenger RNA, 959 nt
Organism: Trematosphaeria pertusa
Lineage: Eukaryota; Fungi; Ascomycota; Dothideomycetes; Pleosporales; Trematosphaeriaceae
Product: putative hydroxybutyrate dehydrogenase
Exons: 4
Coding region: 65-880 (271 amino acids)
Biological process (GO): triglyceride catabolic process; phosphatidic acid biosynthetic process
Cellular component (GO): lipid droplet; endoplasmic reticulum
Molecular function (GO): acylglycerone-phosphate reductase (NADP+) activity; triacylglycerol lipase activity
Source: RefSeq, a predicted model, not a curated record
UUUCACAGCUCUGGGUUUUAUUUUCCCUCAGAUCUUUCGCGCGUUUCGGCAUCCUCCUCCAGUGAUGGCUUCAAGUAAAUCCACCGUCCUCAUCACAGGCUGCAGUGAUGGCGGCAUCGGCUCUGCUUUAGCCGCCGUCUUCCAGCAGCGAGGCUACCACGUCUUUGCCACAGCCCGCGAUCCGUCCAAGUUGUCUUCGCUCAAAGAUCUUCCCAACGUGACACUUCUAAAGCUCGAAGUCACCAGCGCAGCCGACAUCCACGCCGCCGCAGAGGCGGUAAGCAAACAAACAGGCGGAACAUUAGACUACCUGAUCAGCAACGCUGGGCGCAACCACUUCACGCCCAUUCUUGAUGACGACGUCGCGAAGGCCAGGGAGAUUUUCGACAUCAAUAUCUUCGGGCCGAUGGUGCUGGCGCAGACUUUUGCGCCGUUGCUUAUGAGGGCGAAGGGCAUGCUUGCAUUUAUCACGUCUAUUGCGGGCUACAUGAAUACUCCGUACAUGGGCACCUACUCCGCAUCCAAGCGCGCACUCGAGGUAAUAGCCGAGACCAUGCGUCUUGAGCUGAAGCCCUUCGGUGUCGACGUCCUGUCCGUCGUGACAGGUGCAGUUAAAUCCCAAGGCCAAACAUAUUUCGGCGAUUUCGCACUGCCCGAGAACUCGCUCAGAGCGCGAGGAGGCGACGGCCUGCAGAGAAUGGAUACGAUGGAGUAUGCAAAUGCGGUUGCGGAUGAGGUUGUGAAGCGCACGACCGGUCGAUUCUGGUAUGGCCAGAAUGCGGAUAUGGUGAGGAUGAGUACUACGGCCGUGAAUGUGCCGCAGGAAGCUAUGGAUGCGGGAAUGAUAAUGGGGACUGGAUUGGACAAGCUGAACAAGUGAGAGCGGUUGAAAGGGAAGACGCGUUGGGAAUAGGCUAUUCAUCUACGUGGUAUGUACGUAAGGAGCAUCUGAGACAAGC